AUGGCCACGCAGGAUCGGCCGGCGUACAUCUACGAUGCCGUUAAAGAUGCCCACCUGAUGCUGCGGGUGGACGAGAAGACGAAAACCCGAGAGCCAACAUCUGGACCCGUGUCCGGCGGGACUGGCAGUUGCUCCGGGGAGAGCUGCGUGGAGUCGUCCAGCGAGACCACACAGAAUGAACUGCUGAGGCUGUUGGGAACGGAAGACAAGGUACCCAACAUGUUGGUCCAUACCAUAGGGUUUGGCCAGGAGGCGGACCAGACGCUGCUGAAGCUACUGGCCAAAGCGGGCAAGAUCGAAGGCCGCUACGUCUACGCCGAUCACUAG
This is a messenger RNA of Geodia barretti, 327 nucleotides long. Lineage: Eukaryota; Metazoa; Porifera; Demospongiae; Tetractinellida; Geodiidae. The record is from the annotation of a GenBank genome assembly.